AAAAAUUUCCCUUUGCUCCACUCCCUUCUGUAGGGUAUUUAUCUCCAGGCUCUGGCUCUCAUCCUCACCAUCUCAUCCAACAUCAUUAAGGCUCUUCAUUUGUGUUUGACCAGCUCAGAAUACAAGUUGUUCUUCAGUAGAACGGCCUCUUGUGCUGGUGGCUACGUGUAUUCCCUGGAGUCACCGGUGGGGACAGUGAGAUUCUGGGAGAGGCCAUGAGCCCAAUGAGGAAAUCCAGCCCAGGAACUGCAGCCCCCACAAAAGGGAGGAAACGCUGCCCCUGGCUGAGCUUCUGGAUCAUUCUUGUUUGUGCUCUUGUCCUCAAGGCCUGUGUCAUCUACGGCUGCAUGGUCACUCUCCUCAUGGGAAAUCCAAGCUGUGAAGAGCGCAAGGCCCUGCCCCAGGGUUCCGCAGAGUGGCAUUGUGUCGUGGGAAGAGAUGAAGGGAAAGGGCGAGUCUGGACAUGUUGCCCUUUGGGCUGGGAGCCCUUUCAGACCAGCUGCUACUACUUUUCUAAAGACGUCAUGAACUGGGAUAACAGCCAGAGGAACUGCACAGGGAUGGGCUCCCACCUGGUGGUGAUCAACACAGGAGCUGAGCAGGAUUUCAUUUCCAAUUAUGUAAAAAGAACGGUUAUUGGCAUCCGAGUGGAGAAUUACUAUAUUGGUCUGGCCCUGAAGAAAGGCCAUUGGCGCUGGGUGGAUCUGACUCCAUAUAACGAGACGGCAGUGUUCUGGAUACCUGGGGAACCAAAUAUCCUCAGUGUGGAGAAAUGUGUUGCUGUAGAUACAUCCCAAAAGGAUAACAGGAAUUGGAAUAACUUCCCUUGUAUCCCACCAUUUCAUCGAAUUUGUGAAACUGCGGCAACAAAUAUUUGAUUGAAAAUACCCCAUCAUGGAUGUGAAAUUAGAGAGCGAGCCCAUCCCUCUCCAUGGGCAGCUCACAGAGAGAUCAGUUUGGAGGGUUUGUAUCACUGUGAGUCCAGGGCUGUAUAAUAUGCAGGAAGGUGGGGGUGGAAGUUACUGUGCUCACCACAAAAAACAUUUUUUUUUAAAUUCCAAAAAUGACUAAAGUGGAAAAAUACCAGACUUCAGCCAAGCUCUGCUUAUGAUGUCAUAAAACUCCCUGUGACAUCACCCAACGAGUAUAGUGGAGAAGGUGGGUUGGGAAUGGGAGGGCCAGCGGAUUUGCCUCAGAGUGUUGACGGGAGAGUUGCUAUUUACUGUAUUAAUUCAGCCAAUGUUGCUAAAUGUAAUAACUUCCCUUGGGCCCAACACAUCAGUCCCCAAGAAUGUGUGUGCUGUGAAUGGGAGUGUCUCAUCACAUCCACAUUGCUCUGGUGGCUGCUGGGUGUAAUAAGAGAUUCAGCUUUCAGGAAAAAGAUGCAGAGGUAAAGGUCUAAAUCUCACAGCUCUUUGUUGUUCCAACCUCACAGGAAACAUGUCUAUGCUUGCAGCUGGGACUGUUUAGAAGGCCACACAGUUCAUUAUCCCUGAUCCAAAUUUAACUUCUUUUGUGAUGGAGCAGAACAAUUUAUACCCCAGAGAAAGGCCAGGUUUUCAAUCAAGAGACUGAUCCUAGACCAGAUCUCCUAGAAAUGGAAAGGAUCUAUAAGCCCAGUUCUUUCCCACUGCCCAGGAGCUAGUGCUGGAUUGUUCCCGAUCAUGCAUUCUCCACAUCUUUGUCUAAUCCUAGUAUUGAAUGACAGGAGCAAUGGCACUUCCACUACUUCCUCUGAGGAGACCACAGGCCUCGAUGGGUUUUGUUGAUGGAUUUUGAGGUGGAAUGUAUAUAAAAUUCUCUCUGGAUGUGUUUCACCUAGUGCUGUCCCAUCUCCUACUGCUUACUUCUUACUCUUACUGCAUAAGAUUCCCCUCCAGAAAUUCCCUGCUUAUGUCAGAAAUGUGUCUACUAUUGUGUUUAUCUUAAUAAAGUC
Molecule: messenger RNA, 1936 nt
Organism: Chelonoidis abingdonii (Abingdon island giant tortoise)
Lineage: Eukaryota; Metazoa; Chordata; Testudines; Testudinidae
Product: C-type lectin domain family 4 member E-like
Source: RefSeq, a predicted model, not a curated record